CUGAUUGGUAUCAGUCCUGUUUCGGCGCGGUUUGGCUGAUUGUGCUCCUACUGAUGACGUAACAGAAAUACUCUAUCUUGUUUGGCUGUAAUCGUCUGACGCGUAAUUUCACUAAAAUGCCGAUUGGUCAAUGGCAGUAGCUUAAACUGAGAAACGUAAUUUCGUUCCUGGGAAAAGAAGAAAACAAAAACAGUUAGACUGGACUAAGUUUUCAACCAAGAUUGUAUUUCUUUUCGAACUUUAUUAGAAAACACGUUUUUUUUAUCUGACACCAGGCGGACAUUUAUCACCUCAACAGAUCUCUUUUUCGAAGAUGAACUCUAAUGUCGAGAAUUUGCCCCCUCAUGUUCUGCGUUUGGUCUACAAAGAGGUUUCCGCUUUAGCAGCAGACCCACCUGAGGGCAUCAAGAUUUAUCCCAGUGAAGAAGACAUAACUGAACUCCACACGUCCAUUGAAGGACCAGAGGGAACUCCGUUUGCUGGUGGCAUUUUCCGAAUGCGUCUGGUCCUCGGGAAGGACUUCCCUGCUGUUCCGCCCAAGGGGUAUUUCCUGACCAAGAUUUUUCACCCCAACGUGGGUCACAAGGGAGAGAUCUGUGUCAACGUGCUGAAGAGGGACUGGAAAGCAGAACUUGGCCUCAGACAUGUCUUACUUACCAUCAAGUGUCUUCUCAUCCAUCCGAACCCCGAAUCUGCUCUGAACGAAGAAGCGGGGCGCUUGCUUUUGGAGGAUUACGCGGAAUACGAGUCUCGAGCCCGUCUCCUGACAGAAAUCCACGCUCUGGGUGCGUCCGGAGCGCCUCAGGACCCUAACGACGGCCCACAGCCGAAGAAACACGCUGGCGACCCCACAAAGAGAGCGGGCGACCCCACAAAGAGAGCGGGCCCCAGCGCAGCGGCGGUACCGGCAGCUCUGGGUAAUGGAGCUAAUGGGGCCAGUACCACCAGCAGCAAUAGUAGUAGCAUAAAUAAUGUAGCAGGAAAAAAGAAAGCGGAUAAAAAGCGGGCGCUGAGGCGACUUUAAUACCUCCACGUGAAAGUGGUGUGAGAGUGUGAGUGUAAAUAUAUAAAUUUGUUCCCUUUUCUGACUAUUUUCCACUCGAGUCCAGAGUUUGUAACCGUUUUGUUUUGUUUGAACUCGUCUCUUUGCCCUACAGGCUCGUCACUUAUGUCCAUACCCGAAGACACGAGAAUGAAAUGCUCUACUUUAAAAAAUCCUGCCGUCGUGUUCCGUCGGCGUAAUUGGAUGAAAUGACACCGCUUUCACUCUUGUCCCCUAAAGGACAGAAGUCCUCGUCUUAAACUCUCUAGUCUGUUUGUCUGAAGUGUUUCUUGCUGCUGUGAUGGUACCGUGUACCGCGCAGCCUGCCUUGCUCUUGGCUCUCAACCAGGAUAAAUCCACUUGAAAGGAUUUUAUGUUCAACAUCGCUAAACGAGAUCAGGUCCCAAAGGGUUAAAAAGGCAUUUUGCUGUUGUUCAAAACAAGUGACAACUUUUUGUAAAGUGUAUUUUUUAACGUUUUGAUUUGAUGUAGUAAAGGUUUGGAAAAAGUUAACGGCGGAUUUUUUUCCCUGUCCGGUCUUUCUCCACCUGCUCGUGAUCAGCCGGCGGGAGGGAGCUGCAGGUUCUUCAUCUUAAACAGCCGAGCAUAACCAUGUGUGGUUUGUGUCUACUACCUCUGCUUCCUACAGGCAGGGCGAGCUCUCCAACAGCCACGUCGUGGAGAAAGCAUCCAUGUUUGCUUAGAUUUGUCUCCAGCCAUCACACACAGGCAGGGUUUCUCGGGCACACUUCCUCUGAGUGCAUGCAGAGCCUAAACGGAGGAAAAAUGGUGCCUCUUGAAACUCGUUAUGAAUGGAAAUUUGUCCAUUUUUAAAAUUUAUUUAAAUUAAUAAAACCUUGAAAUACCAGAAGUGA
Messenger RNA from Nothobranchius furzeri (turquoise killifish), 1917 nucleotides. It is a transcript of the gene ube2s, whose product is annotated as ubiquitin-conjugating enzyme E2S. Lineage: Eukaryota; Metazoa; Chordata; Actinopteri; Cyprinodontiformes; Nothobranchiidae. The record is from RefSeq and is a predicted model, not a curated record.